AUGGAUUCCGAUCAUGCUCAGUCCCACGCACAGCCAUGUGGCCUAAACGACCCCGAACAAGAAAACACCUUCAGGUUUACCCCCAUCAAGGCCAUCAAGGCUUUGCCCCGUCUCUGGGAGCGCAAACCAGCGACCCCAUUCCAGGGUGGAAUUAAGUCGAAGAAACUCUGGAAACGUUUCCACGCAUCUUUUUCCAACAUGCAGUCGCUUCAGCAAUCGAGCGCGCUGGAGCAAAAUGCGUUUCAAACCGCUCUUAACUCAUUCACCAACACAUCCAUCAACCCGUCCAAGGAUACCGCAUUUGCGCGCGGCGUCAAGCGACUUCGUGUUGCCUCUGACGGCGCCGAUGACCGGAAAGACACUGGCAAAUUGCCCGAUGCGCCUUUUAGCAUUUUCGACGAGAGUUCGCAACACAAGCCGACUUUGGCUCUGAGUCAGAAUACGGGUCCUGGCAACGCCGACAGCCAGUGCAAUGAAAACAAUGGCCCUUGCGACGUUGAAGGCGAUCUGGCGAUGACCUCGUCGCCCCCGCCGCUCGGUCAAUCACGAAGCCCUGUUAUGGCAGCAAUCUUCCAGGAUGCUAUGCAGCCAUUUGACAUCAACACCUCAAUCUCCGAAGCCACGCCCAUCGGAAGUGCAGUCCAUCAAUCUACAGAACAAGAACACAACGAGCUUAUCAACACUGUAGUGGAGGAAACCGAGCACAACAUAGCGCCCACACCUACGAAGGUGGUGCGAGUCCUGACCCAGAAGCAGGAGAGAACGCUGGUCCGAUCAGCGCUCCGGAGCUCAUUAGAUGGAGAGGACGCGGACCUUUUGAACGACUUCCUCUCCAAAGCCAAGGCUAAGCGUGCGGCUAAGGCGGCCCUCGUGGAUUCCCAAGAGGGAACUACUGAGACAUCCUCCAGCGCCGACGAGUCACCAGAGGAAGCGCUCACUCCACGAUCCCGUCGAGUUCUAGAGGAUUUGGACGCAAACUCUCCCUCGCCAGUCAAAACUCAGGCCUCACCGAUCAAGAGCGAUGCCAUCACUUUCGAUGGUGCGCAGGAAGUUGCAGUCAGCAAGGAAAUUCAACAUGAUGAGCCCGCCCCUGCAAGCCCUGCAUGCCGACGGAGCACUCGUGUCAAAGCUCCCGCAGCUAAUCCAGCGGCUGUGCGCAACACUAUCGCACUUCGCCGGGCAAAGGGCACCGAAUUUGUUUUUCUGCAGCGGACUGAGGCCCAGCAACUGGCCCUGGCUACGAAGAAGAACACUCGCCACAAUCGGGGUGACUCUGUGAUGCCCAAGUAUGUACUCCAGGCUAUGGCCGAGCAAGAACAUGAAGAAUCGGCUCUAGAGCAAGUCCGAUCGGAUCGCAAGAUCUCUGGCCGUCGAACGGCAUCCAAGAAUGUCAGCUGGAACGACGAUCGCCUCGUGGAGUUUGAAGAUUACAACCCGACCACGGAGCUGGAGGAAGAGGAUAGCAGCAGCUGCAAGAGUGACGUCGACGACGCUUCCAUCCGAUCUGAAGCCAAGCCCACAGAGAAGACAGCAUCGGUCAGUGACCGCCGCAGCCGGGCGCAGAUGCAGAAGCUAAGCCAUGAGGCUGCCAGCGUGGAAUCCGAGAGUUCCUCGACCACCCCUACUGCCGUGCCAGCUGCAGCCCCACGUUCUCGACGGGUGCGGCGCAUGGGCGACUCAACUGGUGUCUCUGGCACACCUGUAAAGACCGGCAGAGGUCGCAUCAGCAAGCCGUCGAGCGCCACGGCGCCCACAGAUGCGCCAUCCACCCCCCCUCAGGCUCGUCGCAAGCUUGUUCCCAAGAGUCCCAGCUCUUCGCUGCUUCCUGCCCCUGUCGCAAAAGGAGCAGCCAGUAGCAUUCCCACGCGCAGCACAAACAUUUGCAACGAAGAGCCUAAGCGGAAGAGCAUGCUCCAGUCUAGUGCGGGAUGCACACCCCGGCGGGUCCGAGUGAGAAACUGA
Messenger RNA from Penicillium maclennaniae, 1962 nucleotides. RefSeq lists its product as uncharacterized. NCBI's taxonomy places the organism in Eukaryota, Fungi, Ascomycota, Eurotiomycetes, Eurotiales, Aspergillaceae. The transcript has 3 exons. The coding region runs from base 1 to 1962 and encodes 653 amino acids. The record is from RefSeq and is a predicted model, not a curated record.